UGUUUAUCUGUGUCAAAAGUAACGCUGCUGUACUAGGAGGGAUCUGGCAACUCUGCAGAAAGACAAUAACAUGGCUUUUCUCCUGUCCCGCUGCUCUAAACUGUCACUGAGAAACGCGCUCAUGAAAACCUACUCGGACUCUGCAGUUCGUCUCCGGAUUCUGCCGAGCACCACCUGCAUGUUUGACGAAGCUGUCGAGAUAAAACUGAGCGGUUUGACUCCUCAGCAACGUGUGGAGUUACAGUCCAACCUUCAGGACGACAGAGGAGUUCGUUUCAAAGCUACAGCCACAUAUCAGGCGGACGAGAAAGGAGAGGUUGACCUGAGCCGUCAUCCCUCUCUGGGGGGAACCUACACAGGUGUUGAACCGAUGGGUUUGUUUUGGUCGAUGCGGCCAGACGUGCCACAUAGUAUAGUGGUGAAGAGAGACGCGUCGACCCCCCUUAACUAUCACAUCGAGGCUUCUAGUGGAGGAGAAAUCCUCGCUAAGGAGACCAAUGAAAGGCACUUUACGGGCCCGGGAGUCCGAAGAGCUCCUGUGAGCGAUGGCAGGAUACGAGGAACCCUUUUCACACCGCCUGGAGAAGGCCCGUUCCCUGCCAUUGUAGAUCUGUAUACUUUGGGAGGCAUUCUGUAUGAGCCACGAGCAGCUCUAUUGGCAAGUAAAGGGUUUGUGGUGCUGGCCCUGGCUCUCUAUGGUCACCAGGAAAUGCCCAAAAAACUUGAUAAGAUUGAUCUGGAGUACUUUGAAGAAGCUGUAAUAUUCCUGCAGAAGCUACCUGAGGUAAAAAAAACUGGGAUAGGCAUAAUGUCCAUCUCAAAGAGUGGAGAAAUAGCUCUGGCAAUGGCAUCAUUCCUGCCCAAUGUGAAAGCCACUGUCUGCCUCAACGGCAACAUUGCCAAUGUUGUGUUUCCACUCCACUACAAAGACAUGAUCUUCCCACAUCUUACAGCACAUCUUGAGAGAAUAACUGUAACUAAAUCAGGUAUCUUGGACAUCAGAGAUGUUCUAGAAGAUCCCAUGGUAAAGGAGAACCGUGCCAAGGUCAUACCGAUUGAGCGUGCCAGCAGCAAUUUCCUGUUCAUAGUGUCAGAAGAUGACAGAAACUGGAACAGUGCCUAUUACGCAGAGCAAGCUUGCAACAUCCUCAAGGAACAUGGAAAAACAAACUAUGAAGUGGUGAGCUAUCCAAAAGCAGGGCACUUCUUAGAAGUCCCUUACAUGCCCCAUUAUUCAUCUGGAGUCCACCCUGCAGUCAGCCAGGUGGUGGCUUUUGGAGGAGAAACGAAAGUCCAUGCAGACGCACAGGUGGAUACAUGGAGAAGAGUGCAGGAAUUUUUCAGAAAACACUUACAGUGUCCUCUUAAAUCUGUGCUUUAGCAAGUUUAAUUUAAAGUUUGCCAGCAUUACAAAGCAUUGUUCUGACAUUAUUUUCUACCAGUGAGGUAGGCUGUCUAUUAAGGGUAUUGCCUUACUUUGUUAAUUAGAUAGAGAUAAUAAAAGUACAGCAAAUAUGCUAACAGUGCCUUAAAGGAGAUCAAAAUACUCAGUUUAGCCUACUGUUCAAUAGAGCACACAACGUGUGGUUCAUUUCAUAUCUAAAACAAUUUCACAAGAUAGCUAAAUGAUAUAGGCAUCAAGAGAGGGCUACAAUACUACUGUCCCCCUGCAAAGUAUUCAGUAGACGCACAGGUGGAUACGUGGAGAAGAGUGCAGGAAGUUUUCAAAAACCACUUAUGAUCUUGUAAAAGCAUUGAUGUUGCAUGAUGUAUACGGUUGUGCUUCUUAAGGCCACAAGCCUCAUUUUACCAUCUAAAAUUGAAGAUCAAAACUUAAUAGUUAUGCAAACUAUUGCUAUAUUAAUAUGUCUCGUUUGCUGUUUUUUCACCCAUUUUCUAGUUCUGGCACUGAGUGUAGCAGCGAGAGUUGGGAAAGCAAGCUUAAGCUCACAGUCAAGUAAAAGUAAUGUUACUUCAUUGAAAUACCGACUGCAGUAGAAGUGAAAGUAUCUUCCAAAAAACUGCUUGUUAAGAAGCACAUAAGUACCAUGUGUAAGAGCACUACUUUAAUGAGUAAUCAAAAUUUACUAGUUGUGUUUAUAGCACCUACUUGUGGAGAAUCUUCAGCCUGCUAAAUAUGAUUGAAUGAGCAAGCCAGUUCAGACACUUCACAUCUAAAGUGUUUCAGUAUUGAGUAACUUCUAACUGCAAGUCCUUACUGCAUCCAGCAUGUUUCAGCAUAGCAGGUUUAAAAUUAUUAGGCUUCUGUUUUUGCUUCUUUUUUUUUUUAAGUAAAACAUUUAAUGCACAAAAUGAGGAGUCGCAGAGCAAAACAGAUGCUGUCAUCAAGCUAACGUAAUGAAAUUAAACCAAAUUAGUAACAAACGGUAAUGAUGUAAUGAUGAAUGUGUAACUGAGUAAAUUAGUAAACUCCUUUUCUAACAUAUAUACCUGAUUAGAAGUGAAAAUACUAUCAUUUCAAAAUAUUCAGGGAAGUAUAAAUCCACCAAAAUAUUACUUUGUAUCUAAGCAUCUGUAUCUGAUACCAACAAAGAUGCGCACUGUUAUUUAGGGAUGCACCAAUAUGGGAAUUGUGAGCCUAUGCUGAUAUCAUUUUUCUAUAAUUUUUUAUUGAUCCUGAUAUGUAAAAUUUAUAGAAUGUAAAAAUUGUGACUACAUCUUUCUGAAUUCACUUUAUGGAGAAAUGUAACAUGUAUUUCUAAAGGGCCACAAAAUCAAUAAAAUAAAUAUGAGCAAAAUAUCAGCAGAUACUGAUAUAAUUUCAAUACCAUCAUGUUCCCCUUUUUUUACUGCAGUGGGAACAGACUGAUAGCGUAUUUCUUGUUAACAUAUAACACAUUCACCAAGCCAUGUUGCCUCAUUCCUGUAAUCUGAAUGUAUUUUUUUUAAUUAAUAAAGUUAUUUGUCUUCA
Messenger RNA from Colossoma macropomum (tambaqui), 2932 nucleotides. RefSeq names its product acyl-coenzyme A thioesterase 5-like. Gene Ontology annotation, biological process: acyl-CoA metabolic process; fatty acid metabolic process. Lineage: Eukaryota; Metazoa; Chordata; Actinopteri; Characiformes; Serrasalmidae. Gene Ontology annotation, molecular function: fatty acyl-CoA hydrolase activity. The transcript is spliced from 3 exons. The coding region runs from base 71 to 1381 and encodes 436 amino acids. The record is from RefSeq and is a predicted model, not a curated record.